Molecule: messenger RNA, 1804 nt
Organism: Striga asiatica
Lineage: Eukaryota; Viridiplantae; Streptophyta; Magnoliopsida; Lamiales; Orobanchaceae
Source: the annotation of a GenBank genome assembly
AUGGCCUUGAAUUUCAUGAACCUCAACAUAAGUCAAGACUAUUAUCGCAUUGUAGAUAUAGUGGAGUCUAAAAUGUGGGGAAAGCAAAUGGAUUAUGUUGUUCAAAAUGAACCAAUUGAUCCCAAGAAAGGUUCAUCAAAGUUCCCGCCCAUCAAUGAUUUACCACGUCGAUUGAAGUGCUCGAAGGAAAUGUGCAACUCUAGUAUUGAACUCUCUUCCAAAGAUAAAAAUAGAGUGGAUGAGACUCUAAAUCUAUUUCGAGAUGUAUAUAGAGAACUACUCCACAAACACAAGAGAGAUCCAAAGCGAGAAGGCCAAGUUGCUAGAAGGUUUGAUAUACAUGCCGCUAAUAUCCUUAGGAAGAAAGGGAAAUGGAUAAAUUCGGUAAGUCGCUUUGGACAUAUUCCUGGCGUUGCUAUUGGUCAUAAGUUUCAUUUUAGGGUUGAACUUGCCAUCGUUGGUUUGCAUUGUCAGUAUAUUUCGGGUAUAGAUUACACUAUGCUUAAUGGUAAGAAAGUUGCAACUAGCAUUGUCAACUCGGGUCGUUAUGAAAACAAAGCUAAAACGAGUGACAUUUUGAUAUACUCGGGUCAAGGUGGACUAAUGAAUGGGGGGAUGAAAGUUGAUCAAGAGUUGAAACGUGGCAAUGUUGCUUUGGUGAAUAGCAUGGAUGAAAAACGUCCGGUGAGAGUGAUUCGUAAAAUGAUGAGGGGCUCUUCUGAUUUUGGAUAUACAUAUGAUGGGUUAUACAUGGUGAAGAAGUUUUGGCAAGAAAAAGAAAGAGUUGUUGGUAAAUAUGUGUUCAAAUUUGAACUACAUAGAAUGGCGGGCCAAGAACAAUUACCUCUAGAACGUACGAAGCCAAGAGGCAAAGAAUGUUGCAUGUUAAUGGAUGUCUCUCACGGAAUGGAAAAUUUUCAAAUACGUGCGAUGAAUGGAAGAGAUUGUGAGAAGCCGGACAAGUUUGCUUAUAUAACUAACAAUAUAUAUCCGGAUGGGUAUAUAAAGGUUAAGCAAGAUGGUUGUGAUUGCACUAAUGGCUGCUUAAAUUCACGACAUUGUGGUUGUAUAUUAAAGAAUGGAGGUGAAAUACCUUAUAGCGAGAAGGGUUUUCUUCUACGACGGAAGGGUAUGGUUCAUGAGUGUGGUCCGUCUUGCAAAUGCCCUCCUUCUUGUGUGAAUAGAGUAAGCCAGCACGGUCCACGAUAUCAGUUAGAGCUUUAUCGUACCGAGUCAAGAAGGUGGAGUGUGAGAUCUAGAAGUUUUAUUUCAAUGGGGAGUUUUGUAUGUGAAUUUAUUGGAAAAGUGAAGGGCGAGGAUGCUAUACGAAGUAUGAAUCUUGACUUGCAAAGAUUCUUGAGCACUAUAAUUUUACCGUCGAAGAAUGACAAUUCUUAUACGUCGGCAAAAAUUCCCCUCACACCAAAUGAAAAUGUGGUGAGGUUUGCUAUUGAUGCAUCUAAGGUUGGAAAUGUGGGGAGAUUCAUCCGCAAGAGCAGCACACCCAAUCUUGUUGCCCAAUGUGUAGUUUAUGACCAUGAUGACUUGAGAAUGCCACACGUCAUGUUCUUUGCCACAAGGAAUAUACCUCCUUUGCAUGAGCUAACUUGUGAUUCUGUCCUCGGUAUUGAUUGAAGUACUAAUUUUGUAGAUGUCAGGCUGCUAUGGUAUGUGUAAUAGUUAAGUUAUCGUAACACAAGACUUUUGAUUUAUGUUUUGGUUGCGUGAAAGUAGUGGUUAAAGAUUUUUGUUUAGUGUUUGUGCUUACCGCAUCUCCAAUGAAGUGGAUUUCUCUAUUAUAUUG